Molecule: messenger RNA, 1245 nt
Organism: Rubroshorea leprosula
Lineage: Eukaryota; Viridiplantae; Streptophyta; Magnoliopsida; Malvales; Dipterocarpaceae
Source: the annotation of a GenBank genome assembly
AUAUGCUCUGAUACGAUUUGGUUUCUGGCCUGGAAUUGCACAAUGCCUCAAUACCCUACUUCCGCCUCAUUUCUGUGGGCACCAAACCCACCUUUGUAGUGAACAUUCGAGGUGCAGGGUACUAUUUCGAGGGUCUUGAAAUCUGUGAUUUUCUUUGGAGGUAUUCAGGCAAAGGGAAAAGAGCUUUACCCAGCUUCUCUUUAUCCUGGUUGGGGUUUUGGGGUUAUGCAAAGAACCCAUUUGUGAUUUCUUUGAAAAGCCCUCGUUCUUUUGGAGGUUAUUGAAACAAAGCUAGCAGAAAAGGUUAUGGCGGAUAGGAAAGGAAUCAUGAGGAAGAGUCCUUGUAGUUACAAUAGGAGCUCAGUCAGGGAUGAAAAUUUUGAAGAGGAAGAUAUGUGGUCUUAUGCAAAGGAGAAGGAAGAUUCAAGUCCUACCCUGAGGAAAUCCAAGGACUAUGGAGGUUCUUCUUCCUCUGCAUGGCGCGUCAGCACCACUCCGAGAAUUAUACCAAAAGUAAGCAACUUAACAAGCCAUGAAACCAAGAUGGCUCAACAAUCAUCAGCACCAGUCAAGAUCCCUGAUUGGUCCAAAAUUUAUGGAAAAUGUGCAACUUCAACAAAUGGGUCAUGGGUUUAUGAUGGGAAUGGAAUUGGUGACAGUACCGGUUAUGAACAUGGAGAUUAUCAUCAUAGUGAUGGUGGUGGCGAUGAUGAUGGUGAUGGUGAUGAUGACAUGGUUCCCCCACAUGAAUGGCUAGCCAGGAAGCUUGCAAGGAGCCAGAUUUCUUCAUUCUCUGUGUGUGAAGGAAUGGGAAGGACUCUCAAAGGUAGAGAUCUCAGCAGAGUGAGGAAUGCUGUUUUGACAAAAACAGGUUUCCUUGAGUAAGGCCAUACUACCAAACCACCAACACCAAACUAUCAUCAUCAUCACAGCCAUUAUCAUAUGCAUUGCAUAACGCCAACAGAUGAUCAUAUCCAUCAUGGUCAUCAUCAUUGCUCUAUAUAGGGGUCCCAUAAAACCUUUUUGUUCUUAUUAGUUUAUGAGGUGUAGACAACUGUGUGGUAGUAUUAAGUUUAUCUUGGAAACUAGAAUUCAGAGCUGCCUUUUGUUUUGAUUUCUCAAGAUGAAGAUAGGUUGCAGCCUCUGAGAUUUUGUCUGAGUUUAAUAGGAUUGGUGUUGGAUUGCACCUGUAACAGCAAAAGGGUAUUAGUUAAAUCUUCCUUUGGCUGCUAUUGCAUUCAUCAU